AUGGAACAAGAUCAGCACGGACGUCGGAGGAGCAUACGCAUCAUUGAAAAGACACUGAAAAGCGAAGCCAAUACAGAGAAAACACCGGCUUCAAGUUCCAAGAAGAAAGGCCGUCAGCAAAGUGCUCUUGUCCAUACGAGGGUACAGAAGAAACAAGCCAACACGGGGAAACAAAAUCCUUCACGACGGACACAAAAGCCUCGAGCUAAUACAUCAAGACGAGCACCAAAGAGGACGGCACCGCAAGAGACCCCCAACGCAGCCAAACGUGGCCGUCCAAAGGAAGCACAGGGAGCAGCCAAUACAAAGAAGCAACCUAACCAGAAAGAAUACCAGCAUAAAAGGAUACGUCCCUCGACCAAGACACAGAAUAAGCGGAAGGCACAAACACCAGAACCAUCAUCCUUUAGCCCAGAACCGCAGUCCAAAAAGCAGCGUCAAGAGCAGAACCCCCCAGUUCCGGAUGACCAGGAGUUGCGUCUAGAAAAUCCACAAAUCGAGGGGGAUGCUGCCGUAUAUUACUGGAUCACCAACGGAACUUGGCCAAAAGAAAUGCCUCAAUCUACCCCUAACACCCAGUUAUCAAAUGUCCACCUUGCUUCUAGGCCUCCAACCAAUCCUCUAAUGACACAAACCAUCGAGCCAACAACAGGGGCCAAGUCUCAACCCUAUGCUACAAGUGCCUGUGAGAGAUACCUUGAGUCUAAAGGCAGCUACUUGAAAAUUGAGUAUGGGGUUGCAAAUAGGGUUGCAAACGAUGAUAAAAGACUGUGCCAAAAUCUUCUCAAAAGAGAUGGAUAUGAAACUCCCAGUGGCACGGCAUUCGAGGAUAACGCUUGCGCCUAUGUUCGGGAGCGAUUAUCAGAUGGGAACGAGACCGGAGUCACUCGAAUGAUCAGUCAAUGGAUUGUUCCUUCAGCUGUCCUUGAGAUGUAUAGUGGACGACUGAACUCUACUCCGAGUUUGAUUGAAAGUAUGAAUCAGCCUUGGAGUUGGUCAACUUCUCUCGAUGAAGAUCCGAGCAUACGACGAAGUUCAGGGACAAAAGAACCGAAUACAUCUCUCCCAGCACCACGACCAGACUAUGCCGUAGGCUUUUCACAAGGUGCAUUUACCUGCAAGCAGAUUCGCAAGCUCAAGCCAUUACUUGGAGAACCCGACGUGACUUCUGUUUGCAAGGGCAUAAAAGAGAUGCUUUUCCCAUUUCUGGCUUGCGAAGUAAAGUCCCCUGCAGGUAAUCUCACAGUUGCAGAAAGGCAAAAUGCUCACACACUGACUCGAUGUCUCAGAGGUGUCGUUGAGCUUUUCAAUUCACUGGGGCGCGUGAAUGAAUUACACCGGAGAAUUCUUGGUUUUUCUGUCUGUCACGAUCAUGAGACGGUGAAAGUAUACGCUCAUUAUCCUGUGGUUGUAACUGGAGAGCCGAUUUCAUAUCGUCAUGAAUAUAUUGAUGUAUGGAACUUCAUUUCAACGGAGCACAGGUGGAGGUCUUACAAAUUUGUAAUGGCCAUCUAUCAUGAUUGGGUUCCAACGUAUUUUGCAUUACUUUGUUCUGCAAUUGACCGUUUACCGGAUAUUCCUUCAGACGUUGCACCUCGCCGGUCUGUGGUUCAGCCCGGGAGCCCAACUGACCAGGAUUCCUCACGGGGGGAAAAUACUAAAAGGAAGCGUGGCAAUCAACCUCAGCCAUCCAUUGGACGAAAGGCUUCCAGAGGUUCAAAGAGGUUGAAGGAAGGACACUAA
Molecule: messenger RNA, 1743 nt
Organism: Aspergillus welwitschiae
Lineage: Eukaryota; Fungi; Ascomycota; Eurotiomycetes; Eurotiales; Aspergillaceae
Exons: 4
Coding region: 1-1743 (580 amino acids)
Source: RefSeq, a predicted model, not a curated record